Calliphora vicina (urban bluebottle blowfly) is the source of this 1345-nucleotide messenger RNA. RefSeq lists its product as uncharacterized. The transcript has a single exon. The record is from RefSeq and is a predicted model, not a curated record. Bases 14 to 1345 code for a protein of 443 amino acids. NCBI's taxonomy places the organism in Eukaryota, Metazoa, Arthropoda, Insecta, Diptera, Calliphoridae.
UAAAAAGAAAAAAAUGGACAACAAACAACAAAAAUUUGAAGAAACACGAAAAAAAUUUCGUAAAAACAUGGAAAAAGAAAAAGCAAAGGUCCGAAAAACCAUUUUCUUAGACGAGGAUGAUAUCCCAAGUACCAGCAAGGGGCUUCGUGGUCAAGAUGGUUUCAAGAGACGACAUGUCAUUUCCCCCACCAAGUAUUCCAGGCACCAAAGACAAAAUCAGUCACCAAAGCGUCCUGCCAAACCAAGAAAGUCGACAUACUGUUAUAGGAUGACGACUCAACAACGAAAAGACCCAGUAAUCGUAAUUGAGGACUCUCCUCCUAAAAACCUUCCGAAAAACGUUUACGAGGAAGAAAAUAUGGAGUUGCCACCACCACCAGACUUUGUUACUCCGGAAAAUAUUGCCGAGGAGGAAGACGAAGUUCCACCGCCACCACCACCUUUUGUGGCAGAAGAUCACCCCAUAACACAGGACAAUUGGGAUGACGAGGAUACGGAACCACCACCAUCGCCAGCUGAGUUGGAUGGUGAUUUCAUUGAUUUAGGCAAUUUUGAAGAUCUUCUUAGUGAAUGCGAUCUUCCAAUAGUGGAGGAAAUAUACCGCCGGUUUUUCGGAGUGAAUGACGACACAAUUUGUUUGCGGCCAGCAACUCCACCAUCUCUACUCCAUCCUAGAUCACUAUUGUCUUUAGAUUGGGAGAAUGAAAAUUAUAACCCACCAAAACCACCGCGACGACAAGGCAUUGGGUCCUGGGAGCUAAAAGACAGCCAAUAUCGCCACUUAGGAUUGAUCUGCUAUGAACGAGCCUUCCGUGUGAGACUUAUGAUUCCAGUAACCGAGCCAACCGGAGAAAUAGGUUACGUUGAUCUAGAUAAGGAAACACAAACAUCCCCUAUUCCCAAACCCCCAGUCCGAGACUGGUUUAUUCCGCUAUCGCCAACACCAUUUCCACCCACACGAAGCCCUAUUGUACCAAAAACCCCAGGCAGAGACUGGUUCAUUCCGUUAUUGCCGACACCAUAUCCACCCUCGCAAAGCCCUAGUUCACAAAAAACCCAAGUCCGCGACUGGUUUACACCAUUGCCACAAACCUCACUAUCGUCUUCUUCAUCAUCACCAACCAGAUCAUUGGCAUCAGCAGUAUCACCAACCAUCAUCACUAUAUCGUCAAUAGAAUUAUCAUCACCAUCAUCAGUCACUUCAUCACCUCCAUCACUGUCACUAGGCGCAAAACAUCAUCCAAUGGAUACAACACCAUCACCGCGAUUGAAUCAGACGUCAGUAGCAACAACAACUCCUCCCAUACCAAAAAGUUCGAAAGAAUUACAUAUUGUUACGUUUUAA